Nomia melanderi (Alkali bee) is the source of this 2179-nucleotide messenger RNA. RefSeq names its product phenylalanine--tRNA ligase beta subunit (gene beta-PheRS). Gene Ontology annotation, biological process: phenylalanyl-tRNA aminoacylation. Gene Ontology annotation, cellular component: cytoplasm; phenylalanine-tRNA ligase complex. Gene Ontology annotation, molecular function: magnesium ion binding; RNA binding; ATP binding. The record is from RefSeq and is a predicted model, not a curated record. Lineage: Eukaryota; Metazoa; Arthropoda; Insecta; Hymenoptera; Halictidae.
CUUGUGAGAAUCGAACACUCCAUAGACUGCUUGUACACUUAUUAUAUACGCAGCUCGGGCAGCUACUAAAGUACAGGUAUAAGUGGGGGAAUACUGUUUUCGAGUUACUAGCGCGAGGGGAAUAAGUUAGAUAGCGCUGGUGUGUAGUUAUAAAUUAUAACAUUGAAUGUUACGAUAUAAGAGAGAGUUCUCGUUUCGCUUAGUGUUUCUUGGAUUGUAAAACGAUAUCCGAUAUUGCAUACGAGGUACCGAUAUUUAGUACUGAAAGUUAAUCAUCUUUCUUGUCAAUAAUCUGGAGAAGUACUGUGCGUAAUAUAAGACAUGCCGACGAUUAAUGUUAAACGUGACUUACUAUUCAAGACACUUGGUAAAAAGUAUUCUGACAAGGAGUUUGAAGAUUUGUGCUUCAAAUUUGGCUUAGAAUUGGAUGAAGUGACGACGGAAAAGCAAAUCAUAAUGAAGGAAAAAGGUUUAGAUCAAACUACAGAAGGGUCGGAGGAAAUUGUAUAUAAAAUUGAUAUACCGGCAAAUAGAUAUGAUUUAUUAUGUAUGGAAGGUUUAACGCUCGGACUGCUGAUAUUUUUAAAUAAGAUCGAUAUUCCACGAUACGUGGUCACAUUUCCAAAUACAGGGAUGCAAAGAAUAUCUAUGACAAACGAGUGUUUAAAAGUUAGGGGACACAUUGUUGCAGCUGUUUUGCGCGAUUUUACGUUUACCGAGGAUUCUUAUAAUAGCUUUAUAGACCUUCAAGAUAAAUUGCAUCAAAACAUAGGAAGAAAACGAACUUUGGUGUCGAUCGGUACUCACGAUUUAGAUACAGUUAAGGGCCCUUUCGUAUACGAUGCGAAACCACCGACAAGUAUUCGUUUUAAACCUCUUAAUCAAACGAGAGAGUAUACAGGGGAAGAAAUAAUGAGUUUGUAUGAUAAUCAUGCACAAUUAAAACAAUACCUACACAUUAUAAAAGAGAGUCCAGUUUAUCCUGUAGUGCAAGACAGUAAUGGAAUCGUAUUAUCUCUUCCACCUAUUAUCAAUGGAGAUCACUCGAAAAUCACGCUGAACACUAAAAAUAUAUUCAUAGAAUGUACAGCAACAGAUCUUACAAAGGCAAGAAUAGUAUUGGAUACUAUAGUUUGUGCAUUCAGCCAAUAUUGCAAAACGAAGUACACGGUAGAAGCAGUAGAAGUUGUAUACCCUAAUAACGAAGUGUUUCAUCAGCCUGAUUUGAAAUAUCGAACCGAGGAAAUCAAUUGUGAGACAGCGAUGAAUUACAUUGGCGUGAGGCAAACGUCAAAAGAAGUGGCUAAUCUGUUGUCUAAGAUGUCAUUGAAAAGCUCAGCUACAGAGAAUAAUAAAUUAUACGUAGAAGUGCCUCCUACAAGACACGAUGUAAUGCACGUAUGCGAUAUUUACGAAGAUAUCGCUAUAGCGUAUGGGUAUAAUAACAUUGAAAAAACUAUACCACGUUUUUCAACGAUCGCUGAAGAGUUUCCACUUAACAAGUUGUCCGAUCAAUUACGCGUGGAAUUAUCUUGCGCGGGGUUCACAGAAGCACUGACUUUCUCAUUGUGUUCUCGGGAAGAUAUAGCUGAUAAGUUGGGCCAUAAAUUGUCAAACAUACCAGCGAUACAUAUAUCGAAUCCAAAAACGUUAGAAUUUCAGGUAGCGCGUACCACUUUAUUGCCAGGAUUAUUGAAAACACUUGCCGCUAAUAAAAAUAUGCCGCUUCCUCAAAAGCUGUUUGAAGUCUCAGAUAUUGUAUUGAAGGAUAGUACCAUGGAAGUAGGCGCACGUAAUAAUCGACAUUUGUGUGCCGUGUAUUGCAACAAGUCGGACGGUUUUGAAAUAAUUCAUGGUUUGUUAGACAGAGUGUUACAAGUAUUGGAAAUACCAUGGAGCGUCAAUGAAAACGACAAUGGGUAUUGGCUUCGUACGGUGAAUGAUCCUACAUAUUUCCCCCAUCGGUGCGCAGAAAUUGUAUCUUGUGGAAAAGUAAUCGGAAAAAUGGGCGUCCUACAUCCAGAUGUAAUCUCAAAGUUUGACUUAAAUAUGCCCUGUUCUGUACUAGAAAUCGAUAUCGAGUCAUUUUUGUGAAGGCGAAAACUCGUUUAUUAUGUAACAAAUACGUGAAUGAAUGUUAUAAAUAUUUUGAUGAAUAAACGGAUAUAUGUGUUUUGUA